Molecule: messenger RNA, 658 nt
Organism: Daucus carota subsp. sativus
Lineage: Eukaryota; Viridiplantae; Streptophyta; Magnoliopsida; Apiales; Apiaceae
Product: large ribosomal subunit protein uL29z
Exons: 4
Coding region: 138-509 (123 amino acids)
Biological process (GO): maturation of LSU-rRNA from tricistronic rRNA transcript (SSU-rRNA, 5.8S rRNA, LSU-rRNA); translation
Cellular component (GO): ribosome; cytosolic large ribosomal subunit
Molecular function (GO): mRNA binding; structural constituent of ribosome
Source: RefSeq, a predicted model, not a curated record
AGAAACACAAAAGCCCAAACACUGUUUUAUACAUAAACACCUCUUCACACAAACCCUAAAGGCCUAAACCCCUCCCGUGUAUUUUUUAGGGUUAAAAAAAUCAAAGCAGCCUCCUCUCAUUUCACACAAACACAUCAAUGGCGAGGAUCAAGGUUCAUGAGCUGAGGACUAAACCAAAGGCUGAUUUGCAGGCUCAGGUUAAGGAACUCAAGGCCGAGCUUUCGCUUCUUCGGGUUGCGAAAGUCACCGGUGGAGCUCCUAACAAGCUCUCCAAGAUAAAAGUUGUGAGGUUGUCAAUUGCCCAGGUGCUGACUGUUAUGCAACAGAAGCAGAAGGCUGCUCUGAGGGAAGUCUACAAGAACAAGAAGCUCAUGCCUCUUGAUUUGCGUCCCAAGAAGACCAGAGCCAUCCGUAGGCGUCUUACCAAGCACCAGGCAUCUUUGAAGACUGAGCGUGAGAAGAAAAAGGAGAAAUACUUCCCCAUGAGAAAGUAUGCCAUCAAGGUGUAGGGUAGAAUUCUCUUAGAGGAGAUUUUCAAAUUGAUAUUUGUUUGCAAUUAUCUUAUAAAAUACUUGGUUAAUGGAUUCUGAAGUUAGUGUACUUUGUGGUUCUUUAGUCUACUUUUGUUCCCAUGCAAAACAAGAACGUUUUUUUGUUA